UAACCACGCCACGCGGCUACCGAGACUCGCGUAAUCGCCACUCCCGUCUCCGAUUUAGUGCCGGUUUUCUUAAUCUCCGGUUGAUUUUGCCUUGAGUGCCGGUUCGAAAAACUAACACCGGCCCGGGACCAUGUUGUGGCAGGAUCUCUAUUAGCGGUCCACAGUGAAGGGAUCAGUUGAGGAGGAAUCGGGAAUACCAAAAUUGGAAGAUGAAGUUCUUAAGAUCGAUUUUGAUCAUCGCUAGCGCUGAAAUUCUUCUACCACUCGCUGUCGGAGUUGAGGAACGGAAUGGGAAUAAGGUGUCCAAGAGGGCGAAGCCUCUGGAUCCCGACGAAGAUGACUAUUACUAUGAUGACGAUGUGGAGCAAAGGAACAAUCCAACCAACGAAGCGCCAGCGGUACCGCCCGGAUUCCUGAGUCCGUCGGUACGAGAGUAUCUGGAUCUCGGUAAAUCGAUACCCGGACGUCCGGGAACAGACUACCCAGUUCUUGGAAAGGUGCCUUACACAAAUUUCUACUGCGAUGAUCAACCCUAUCCUGGAUUCUUCGCGGACGUUGAAACUAGGUGUCAAGGUUGGCAUUAUUGUGACAUAGACGGUCGACAAGCGUCUUUUCUGUGCCCAAAUGGAACUCAAUUUAGUCAGGCAGUAUUCGUCUGCGAUUGGUGGUUCAAUGUAAGAUGUGAAUUAAGUCCAAAGCUCUAUGCUAUCAACAGUAGACUUUAUCAACGGCCCACCGAAAGCCCGACCAGGCCUCAUCGAGUAAUAACUAAGGAACUUCUAGAAAACAUUUUCAUCACGCGGAAAUAACAGCCAUCAAUAAUAUUUCACAAGUUGUUUUAAUAAUCAUAAUCGAAAUCGCUAUUUCAAGGAAUGAAGUAGACGUUAUUAUCAAGCCUGUCGUUUUUCUAUGAUUAAAAUUUAAAAACUUAGGGUCCGUAUGGUCAUUAAGCGGCUAACAGAGAGGCUAAGGAAGUCCUGAUAUGCGGACUAAGGAAUGGAAUGGAAACCUUGGAAUGAGUUACAGAUGCUUUUUAAAUUUCAAAUUCCAUCUAUAUGAUUUUUAUCAAUUUGAUUUAGACUUUCCGAUAGACUAGUAUUUUCCUAGGAUGUUAAUACAACAGAUUGUAGAGUUUACUUAGAUCAAAACGAAAGUAGAUCGAAUCUCAUCUUUACACAAAUGUGAAGAUUUAACGUAAGUUUAUAGUAAUAUAAAUUGUAAGUUAUAGCGAACCUGUCGUCAGUCAUGUAACUUCGCAAAUUAUGUAGAUCUACAAACUCUGUUACGACUUAGUAGAUAAGUUAUAAAUGCCAAGUACAAUAGUUAAUUUGUAAAUCCACUGAUCAAAUUGUACAACUGCAUAAUAGAAUUAGAAACUUCUGUACAAAUGUUUCAAAACAUUUCGAGAAAUAGGUUGACUAGAUUGCCAAGUACGACACGUAUAAAUCUUGCAUUAAUGGUACACGUCAAGGUGUCCAUUUCGAUUUAGAAUACCCGCUUUUUGUGAGCCGAAUUCUUAAGUUUUCACAAAUUAAAUGUAAUUUAUUUAUAGAUUAAUACUUAAAGAGCGAAAACGGGUGAAUUUUUUGCAGCGUACUUUAAAUAUCGGUGCUAAAAAAUUGCUCAUUUUGUUUCAAUAACAAUCAUAAAACAUUUCAAGCUCUCAAAACAUAAAGAAACUUUAAAAUUGUUUGUGAUUAAUAUCGUGAUUAAUGAUGUUUAAUAAAAUUAAAAAUUUCUUGUGGAAAAUAAAAUUCAAAAACACAGUGUCUACACGAACCGAAAUUUGUUUACGAAUAAUAUCCAGGUUUUUCGGUCUGAGUAGCUAUUCUGUUAGAUAUUUUUAAAUGUUUCUGCAAUCUAAGAAGUAAAAGUAAUGCAUUAUAACAAAAAUUAACUGAACUAUUAAAUGGUACACUGUAAAAAAAGAUUUGUGUAAAAUUACAAAGUUUCG
Messenger RNA from Belonocnema kinseyi, 1954 nucleotides. RefSeq lists its product as uncharacterized. The record is from RefSeq and is a predicted model, not a curated record. Gene Ontology annotation, molecular function: chitin binding. Gene Ontology annotation, cellular component: extracellular region. The transcript has 3 exons. The coding region runs from base 210 to 809 and encodes 199 amino acids. Lineage: Eukaryota; Metazoa; Arthropoda; Insecta; Hymenoptera; Cynipidae.